Cydia fagiglandana is the source of this 1333-nucleotide messenger RNA. It is a transcript of the gene NGR-A28, whose product is annotated as adipokinetic hormone/corazonin-related peptide receptor variant I-like. Gene Ontology annotation, cellular component: plasma membrane. Bases 13 to 1296 code for a protein of 427 amino acids. Gene Ontology annotation, molecular function: peptide binding; vasopressin receptor activity. The record is from RefSeq and is a predicted model, not a curated record. Lineage: Eukaryota; Metazoa; Arthropoda; Insecta; Lepidoptera; Tortricidae. Gene Ontology annotation, biological process: cellular response to hormone stimulus; G protein-coupled receptor signaling pathway. The transcript is spliced from 8 exons.
CAAUAGUGCAGUAUGUGGAACGAUACUUAUGAAAUAGACUUCUGGGAUUACUUCGACGCGACGGAGCCGAGCGAGGCUUCGGCGGCGUCCGUCCCGGCGCCGGACCAGGGCUUCGUGCUGGUGCUGUACAGCGUGCUGCUCGGCACGGGGGCCGUUGGCAACGUGGCCGUGUUCGCUUCGUUGCUGCGCUCUCGACGCCGCAAGUCGCGUGUCAACCUGCUCAUGACGCACCUGGCUGUUGCUGACCUUAUCGUUAUCUGCGUUAUUAUACCGCUUGAGAUCGGGUGGCGAACUACCAAUGCAUGGAUGGCUGGUAACCUGGCCUGCAAGUUCUUUCUCGUGCUGCGGGCCUUCGGGCUAUACCUCUCCUCGAACAUACUCGUCUGUAUAUCGCUUGACCGGUUUUUUGCAGUCCUGUAUCCAUUGAGGUUGGCGGUCGCCAGGUCACGAAGUAAAACAAUGCUGUGUUUCGCGUGGUUCAUCGCCUUAUUCUGCAGCUUACCACAGAGUCUCGUGUUCCGCGUGCUCCGUCACCCGGAGGUGCCCGAGUUCCAGCAGUGUGUGGCGUUCGACGCGUUCCCGAGCCACCGGCAAGAACUCGCCUAUAACGUGUUCUGUCUCUGCGCCAUGUACUUCCUGCCGCUGCUCAUCAUCACAGUCUGCUAUGGGUGCAUCUUCUACGAGAUAUCUAAGAAUUCCAAGGAGAUAUCAGAUAAAAACGUGUCCGACCACAGUCGCAUCCAACUGCGUCGUUCGGAUCGGCGGCCGCUGGCGCGAGCGCGGCGGCGAACGUUGCGCAUGACAGUCACCAUCGUGGCCGUGUUCGCGUGCUGCUGGAUGCCCUACGCCACCAUGACUUUAUGGUACAUGGUGGACCGGCAGUCGGCCAAGCACGUCUCGGCGCGGCUACAGGACCUAUUCUUCGUCAUGGCAGUGUCCAACUCGUGCAUGGACCCCCUCGUCUACGGGACCUACGCGUUGAACCUAAAGGCCAUCUUCACAAAGACGUUUAAGAAAAUCUUCUGCAUACAUGCUACUAGCAAUGAGAUCACACGAAUAUCAGCGCACGCAACUCUCAAGACUAAGCUGCCAACCAACGACUUACAUCCUGCUCCAGUACAAUGCAGCAGUGUGCGCCGGCACAGGGUCCGCUUCCAGGAGACCUCACUCGGAGGCCCCAGCGUCACGUCGGACCCCGUGCGCUGCUGGCGCGACCACUCUGACGAGGACCAGAAAAUCAAACCCUCGAGAAGCUGCGAGGUGUUCACAUUGCAAACGCCAAGGGACUAUUAUUAAAUGUGCCAAUUCUCCUAAAAUUCUAAACAAGACUGAA